GUAAUACAGCAAAUAUUAUUGUAUGUGCUGUAAGUAAAUACAAUAAUAUUUACUUACAGCACAACAGUAUACCAAAUAUUAGUAGUUGGGUAUUGGUAGAUUAAGUGCAGUUUUUAGCACCCAUGUGUUCUGUGUUGCUUUUAUUUUGAUUUUCACAAAUUUGUGCUAACAUCUAAACUUCACUUUGUCUUUCACUCAACCAUGUCUUCGUCUUUUGUAAAACACGAUUAUAGACUUCCAUACUGUAUACAUACGUAUUUACAGAAAAUAUUUUCCAACAAUUCUUUUCUAUAAUUAGACUUAAGUGCACACGUAAUAAAUAUCUUGUUUAUGUGAACAAAAGUGCCGAAUAACAUGCCAGAACUCCUGUCCUGUCUCCAAUUCCAAGCAGCUAAGCUUCGCUGCCAACUAUCACGUUUUAAUUUGAAAACGUUAUUGUUUUAACAAUGCACUUUUUACGUUUUCCAUACAAUAUAUGAGGUUAUUACGACAUACAUAUUUAUCACGUUACAAUGAGAGCCCUAUAGAGAAAAUGGCUCUCGUUAUAAAAAAAACAUUAAAUUUUGACGUUUAUACACGUGAUCAUUUAUUAUGCCAACGUCGAAAAUAUAUCGUUAAAACAACACAACCUGCCUGACUGCAGUUCAGGAGGUCUACGCUUGCGGUUCAACCCUGGUUUUCCCGUGAUGACUAACACCAACUAACACGGGAUGUCCGCACGGAAAAAACAAGCGCAUCUUAGCAUGACGUAGGCAUCUUUGUUUACUGGGCGGGCCAGCCGGGUCUUUGUCUGCUCCUUCGCCCAUGGACGUUGAUGCUAAGCCUCAUUCUCACAGUUUCAGAUACAGCCUCCGUUACCCCAGCAUUGGCCAGUGCAUCAUCAUCAACAACAAGAACUUUGACAGGCGCACAGGUAUGAAUCAACGAAACGGCACUGACGUUGAUGCAGCCAAUGUGUGUAAAGUGUUUACGAAGUUGGGCUAUGCAGUGAAGAUUUACAAUGAUCAAACAACCGAUCAGAUGAUGAAGAUUUUAAGUGCAACAUCUAUGCACGAUCACAGCAACUCCGCCUCGUUCGUCUGCGUUCUGCUGAGCCACGGUGAUGAAGGCGUGAUCUUCGGUACCGAUGGCCCGGUGCAGCUCCAGAGCCUUACCUCAUUAUACCGAGGCGAUCGCUGUAAAACUCUGGUGGGAAAACCCAAACUUUUCUUUAUCCAGGCGUGCAGAGGCACCGAUCUUGAUCCGGGUGUUGAAGCCGACAGUGCAGACGAAACCGCAAAGAUCCCUGUGGAAGCAGACUUCCUCUACGCCUUCUCCACUGCGCCAGGCUAUUACUCCUGGAGGAACACAAUGACAGGCUCUUGGUUUAUCCAGUCGCUGUGUGACAUGAUCAGCAAAUACGGAAGGGAACUGGAGCUUCUGCACAUCAUGACACGAGUAAACCACAAGGUGGCAGUAGAGUUUGAGUCUGUGUCCAAUUCAUCAGGGUUUAAUGCCAGGAAGCAGAUCCCAUGCAUUGUAUCGAUGCUGACCAAAGAGAUGUAUUUCUGCCCUUGAUGUUGAAUUCACAGCAGAGACCUGAGCUUGGCAGACGUGAUUACAGAUUGGGUUGUGCUUUUCCACAUGAUUUCAGGUGAAAAUUACACUUCUUGAGAGAAAAUGUGAUACUUCAGGAUACUUUUAAUUUAAUAGGCUUGGCAUUAUAGGUUUCUCACUUUGUGUUGUGUAUGUCUGACAUGAAUAGUGUUCAGUAUUUUAUAUCACAUGUGCCUGUUUUUUUUUUAUUAUUAUUUUGUUUUUCAGAAUUUCUAUAAUUAUUUUUUAAAUCGUUUUCAGGCUAAACUCAAACAACAGGCAUCUAGUUUCACUCUACCUUGUACCUUUAAACAAACCAAUUUCAUAUUUAGUCACUGAGUUUCGGUAAAUUUCUUUAGGCAGUUAAGCGUUCUGAAAAGUCAUGGAGAUGAGCAUAAAAACACUUCCUUUAUAAAUAGUUUUCUCAAACUUUUAUACUGCAUCCUAUUUUGACUGAUUGUGGUUCUGAUCUCAGAUCAGGCCUGUCUGCUCUUAUAAGAGAGGAUGGAGUUUGCUCCUUGAUCAGGGAAUAACAAUAUUGGGAAAUAGGAGUGUUAUUAAGUAAUGGGAUACAUUUAGUUAGCAUUGCAAGAUUAUUUGAAUUCAUCCACAAUAAAGGAAGGAAUGAAUGGCUUUUAUUAGAUCAUGUCAGCCCAUCUCGGUAGUAUUUAAGUUCAGACUUUGACUAUGCCAAUGCUGACUGAUGGCUAAACUUUUAUUUUAUUUUUUUAUUAAAAAGCAGAAUUCAUCACUCAGUAACAGUUAUCCGGGUCCCGAAGCAGUCCCAGACCAUCACACUGCCACCACAGUGUUUCACUGUGUGUUCAAUGUCCUUUUUUGCUAGUUUUACACCAGAUGUCACACAAUACACAGCUCUUUCAAAAGCAUUCACUUUGGUCAGAAUAUUUUUCCAACAGUUUCAUGGAUCAUCGAGAUGUCUUUUUUUUUUUUUGGGGGGGGGGGGUUUUGGGGGGGGGGUCAUAAUUAUGGAAUCAUGACCUCUGAUCUUAGCAGGGGCGGGAAUGCUUGCAGGUCUUCAGAUGUUCUGGGUUCUUUUUGACCUCCUAGAUGAGCCGUUAAAGCGUUGUCAUAGUAACUUUGGCUCUAACUGUAGUUUGAUCUCAUUAUUCAGUGAGACUAUCAGAUGGUGGAAGUAAACCCAACAGAGUGGUUAGCUAGUUAACUUAUGAUUUAAGUGGUGUAAUUAUAAACUGUAUUUCAUACUCAGUAGAAUUAUCUUUGCCAGCACAAUCUGCUUUAAAUGAGUCCAAAUUCAGUAAAACUCUGUAAAGGACGAAUGUUUUUUCAUGACACUGUAUGCUCUAUGUGGCCAUCAAGACCAAGAAACUCCAACUGACCAGUUCUCAGUGAUCUUUGCAACUUUACUGUUUACACUCUACACAUUUCAGGGAAAUGCCCUUUUCAGCCAGCUUGACUGUUUUUGUACUUUUCUAAUCAUGAAACUGUCGAAAUGUAUCUGCGCACAAUCAGAUUCUGAAAAGGCGGCAGGUAUUUUCAAAGCUGUAUUCUCUGUUUCACCAGACAUUAAAUUGAACAACCAUACUGCCAACAAUAAUGUGAAAGCAUCGCCAGGCUUUUGGUGGAUAAUGUGUAACAUAGCCAGGAACGGCAUGUGAGCUGUAACAAAGCUCGCAAAUGGGGUUGUCUUUUAUUUUCAGACUUUUGAUUCGUUCUGAUCUUUUUUUUAUUUUUGGGUAAAUUCAAACUGCUGACUUGAGAAAGUGUUUCAUUCCCAAACAAAGUUUUUUUUUUUUCUUAUAAUGAAAUUUACUUGGACGAAAUUGACAGAGUCUGUGCUCUGGUUCAAAUGUUUCUUUAAUUGCUUACAGAAGCUAUGGAAGCCAUUCACUAAAUGUUGUGAUAAUAGCUUUCUUGCCUUAAAACCUUUUGUACCAGUUUAUUUAAAUUAUCUGAGCAAAACAAAUCUAUUUAGGCCUCAUGAAGGGAAACCGUCAGAUUGUUGUACUUCUAUCGUUUUUCUAGGUUCUCGUAAAUUUAAACGUUUGCACACUCUGGUUUCAGUAAGUUCUCUUUUGUGAGAAUCCACUUACAAUAAUAACUUGUUUUAGUUUCUUCAAUGUUGAAAGGUGGACAAUUUUUACAUUUGCAAUAUACAAUAUCACUGUUUAUCAGCAGCUACAUCAUGAGCUUGAUGGAAUGUUUUUGUUCUUCUAAAUAAACUCUUUCACUCAGA
This is a messenger RNA of Poecilia latipinna (sailfin molly), 3790 nucleotides long. RefSeq names its product caspase 3, apoptosis-related cysteine peptidase a (gene casp3a). Gene Ontology annotation, molecular function: cysteine-type endopeptidase activity. Gene Ontology annotation, biological process: apoptotic process; keratinocyte differentiation; erythrocyte differentiation. The coding region runs from base 805 to 1557 and encodes 250 amino acids. The transcript is spliced from 6 exons. The record is from RefSeq and is a predicted model, not a curated record. Gene Ontology annotation, cellular component: death-inducing signaling complex; cytoplasm. NCBI's taxonomy places the organism in Eukaryota, Metazoa, Chordata, Actinopteri, Cyprinodontiformes, Poeciliidae.